AUGCCGCCACGCAAAGUACGUGCAGGUGCUGUGAGUGAUAAUCAGUCCAGCUCGGAAGAUGAAGCCGCAAGACCUUCGCCAGUACUUAUGUCUGGGGACCAGUUGACCUCAUUCCUUGCCGCCUUCGCAAAAACUCAGGCGGAAGUGAAUCGGCAACUCGUCGAAUCCCUCAUGACAUCGUACGCGAGAGGUAGCUCAGGUGCACCCCCUGAAGUUUCCGACGCUGCGAUAGCAUCCUCACCGACACCCACGUCUUUAACCAGUAAGUCCGGCAACAUGGCUAAGUGUACGUCGCGCUUCGAUGGUCAGAGCCGUGACCCUGAAGUUAUAGAAGCAUUCAUCGACUCAGUGGAGAUUUUUAAAGAGUGUGCGUCGAUCAGUGAUGAUCUUGCAUUGCGAGGACUGCCUAUGCUGCUGCACGGUGAAGCUGCAGUAUGGUGGCGAGGGGUCCGGACCGAAGUGUCUUCGUGGCCCGAAGCCGUCAAGAGACUACGAUGUAUGUAUGGUAUUCCACGUCCAGCCUACAAGAUUUUCCGUAACAUAUUCGCUGUCGAGCAAAACGAAGAGCUCGCGGAUUCGUUUAUUAUUAAAAUAAGGGCUAUGAUGUCGACAUUACCAUACGUAUUACCCGAACAAGUGAAAUGCGGUGUCCAGUAUUGA
This is a messenger RNA of Bombyx mandarina (wild silkworm), 660 nucleotides long. RefSeq lists its product as uncharacterized. The record is from RefSeq and is a predicted model, not a curated record. Lineage: Eukaryota; Metazoa; Arthropoda; Insecta; Lepidoptera; Bombycidae.